Messenger RNA from Mesorhabditis spiculigera, 918 nucleotides. Lineage: Eukaryota; Metazoa; Nematoda; Chromadorea; Rhabditida; Rhabditidae. The record is from the annotation of a GenBank genome assembly.
AUGUCAUCGAAAGAAACAUCGAGAGGAAUUAACCCGUUAUUCAGUGGCGCUGCUCACAGCGAUGUUCCGAAGAUCCAGGCGGUUCCAGAGAAACAACCGCCCCUAAUCAACCGCGCCGCGCUAGACCUAUACCUGGGAAAACCUGCAGCAACGCCAAAUUUGACGGCAAACUCGAUAGGACCGGAAAUGCAGAGCGAAAAUAUUCCGGACAGUGUGAAAGCCUCAUCUUCCCCAUUCAGCAGAAUCGGAACCGCCGUCCCACACCGGAAAUUUAGCCAACGGAAAUUCGAGGACGGCCAGCGCAUCAUUUUUGAGAGGGAAAGCUGCGCGAGCCGGUAUGUAACCGUCGCUUCCGUUGACAAACAGACGGAGACCUUUGAAGUCUCGAGGAAUGGGACUAUAAUUAGAAAAAUGGAAGUCCUUCCGGUGCGCGUUAAAGAAAGGUACUUUGAAAAUGAAGCUCUUCCGGCGCCGACAGAACAAUAUGAAGCCGAGGCCGACGUUCCGGAAAGUUCGGGCAGAGCGACUGAAAGACCGAAAAUUGCUCGCAAGCCGGAAUCGGAAGAUUUAGAAGUACCGUUCGACCCUCUGCCGUCAGGGUUGCUCUUUACGCGAGGACCCGAGCUUCGAAUGCACGCGCGCGGAAAAAGGCCUCCAGAGUACAAGCCUCGCAAAGAAAGACAAGAGCUUAGCAAACGCCCGGAUGAAGCUCAAGCUCAGCACUGUUUAGUUCGUCCGGAUGUAGAGAAAGUCAUAGGAGGGUCGGAGGACCUCCGGGUCGAAGAAGCGCCAGCACAAAAGAAGAAGCUCUUCAGCCACGCAGCGAUUCUGAGCUCAUACGCGCCGAGUGGAGCUCAUACCACCCAAAACAUACAGAUUUCAAAGUUGCAGUCUCCUCCGGUCGAUAUUUUCCAGAUU